AUGUCUAGUCUAAUGAGUGGAAUAUUGAAUAUCUGGUUCUUCGCAUUUUCAUUUGUUCCAUGGUUUUUAAUUGACAGGGUCGGAAGAAAGCCACUGUUCCUUAUUGGUACUGCAGGGCAAAUGAUAGCCUUUAUUAUUUCAGCAGGAAUGGUAUUCAAAGUUAACCAAGAUCCUGAAGGAAACAGAAAUUUUGCAAUUGUAGCUGCAACUAUGUUAUUUGUUUUCCUAGGUGCUUUUACUUUUGGUAUGCAGGCUACUGUCUGGGUAUAUCCGACUGAAAUUAUACCCCUGCGAUUGAGAUCAAAGGGUACUGCUAUCAGUACAGCUUCAAAUUGGAUAUUCAAUUUUUUGGUGGUUGAAAUCGCACCUUCAGCGGUCCAAAAUAUUGGAUUCAAGGCUUAUAUUAUCUUUGCGGUAUUCAAUUUUGUGUUUUUGUUCAUUGUUUAUUUCUAUUUCAAGGAGACCAAAGGCUUAUCUUUGGAAGCUGUGGAUGCACUGUAUGCGAAAAAAGGGGCUCUUGAGAGUCACAAUUUUGCAGUACUCGAAUCAGGUAAAAUGGAGAAGGACACUCACGAAGAAUUUAUUGAGACCGUACCGGAAACUGAGUAA
Sugiyamaella lignohabitans is the source of this 609-nucleotide messenger RNA. RefSeq names its product glucose-inactivated glycerol proton symporter STL1 (gene STL1). The record is from RefSeq and is a predicted model, not a curated record. Gene Ontology annotation, cellular component: membrane. Bases 1 to 609 code for a protein of 202 amino acids. Gene Ontology annotation, molecular function: carbohydrate:proton symporter activity. Gene Ontology annotation, biological process: transmembrane transport; carbohydrate transport. NCBI's taxonomy places the organism in Eukaryota, Fungi, Ascomycota, Dipodascomycetes, Dipodascales, Trichomonascaceae. The transcript has a single exon.